This is a messenger RNA of Fusarium proliferatum ET1, 1512 nucleotides long. RefSeq lists its product as uncharacterized. The transcript has a single exon. The record is from RefSeq and is a predicted model, not a curated record. Lineage: Eukaryota; Fungi; Ascomycota; Sordariomycetes; Hypocreales; Nectriaceae. Gene Ontology annotation, molecular function: protein binding. The coding region runs from base 1 to 1512 and encodes 503 amino acids.
AUGUCUACGACUUCUUCUCCAGUGACCUCUCCUUCAGCAGCCGUAUCCUCUUCUCCGAACCCUAAUCACCCCGCGCUGCCACCUCUAAUCACCUCUCCGCCUUCGCGCCGAAGCAUACAAUCGCGACCAAUGUCCCACGUUUCCAGAAGCCGACUCUCUCAAUAUUCGACGGGCUCUCUGCCUACGAGAUCCCGUCCGACCUCACAUAUGUUUCCGAUGUUCCCCUCGACUCUCUCAUAUACCCAAGUGCGGGACUUUGCGUACCCUGCUACUCAUCCUCUGCACUACGGGCCGCCGCCAGAACCUUCGGGGCCGCCUUCCGGUAUGACAACACCCGCAAGCGAGCAUCGUAGGUUAUCAGAUCCCCCAGUAUCGUGGGAAACACGUAUGCCUUGGGAAUCGUGGGGUACAGAUGGAUUCAACCGUGGCCAUGAUUUGGCCCCCAUUCAAUUCGACGGUGGGCCCCCAUAUAGCGAAGACGAGGAUCUACAAAGCCCUGUUGUAGCUACACGCCACCGCAAGCACAAAUCAACCUCGGCAGCGACAACCCUGAGGGGGAGGACAGGUCGCGAUCUUGAUAUGCAUUCUUCGAACUAUGAUCGUGAGCGGGGUUAUUAUAUGGGAACUAGCGGAGACGGUAGCGAGACAUAUUAUGUCAAUAACGGCGGCGAGGCCAACGGCCCCGGUGGAGAUUUUGUUACAUAUCCUCCAGAGCAGGCAAGACACAGUCGGGCAUAUCACAUUGCCCAGCAACCCCGGGCUGCCGAGGGCGGUGAGUACUAUCAGCCCGAGUCUGACAGUUCCCCAUCGUCUCCAGGCUACAAUGACGAGGACCAGUCUCGCUAUUCACGAGAUUACCAGUUUACUAUUACAUCGCCGGACGAGGAGUUCCACGGCAAAGCCGUCGCCCUGUUCGAUUUCGAGCGGGAAAACGAGAACGAAUUGCCUCUAGUUGAGGGCCAGAUUAUCUGGGUGUCGUACCGGCACGGGCAAGGCUGGCUGGUGGCUGAGGACCCGAAGACGCAGGAAAGCGGCCUGGUGCCCGAGGAGUAUGUCCGACUACUUCGCGAUAUCGAGGGAGGAAUGAACAGCUUGACUGGUCACCUUGUGGAGGGAACUGGCUCCCCUGAUGUGGGCACACCUACUCAAGCGGAGCAUAGCGGUCAAUAUGGCCAUACUCCAUCUUCCAGCAAUGCGACUAACGGGUACCAUCAGCCAAUCGUGUCGAUGUUCUCGACCUCGAGCAAAGACCUUGACCCGUAUCCCACUGAGCAACUAGGCCUCCACUCCGGACAACCGCCUCCCCAAGUUAUUCACUAUCACGGGCAACGUGGAGGUAGCCAAGCAAACACACCGACGAUUGCUCAGCCUCAAGAUACUGGUAUUUUGAGGAGGGAGAGCCACGACGGUGGAACAAAGAGGGACUCGAAUGUUACGCCAGUACAGACGAAGCCACCAAUGGAGUUGGUUGAGCCAGGGGGCUGUGAGGAAGCGAGGGGAGAGGAAAGGUGA